Messenger RNA from Prunus persica (peach), 1252 nucleotides. RefSeq names its product UDP-N-acetylglucosamine transferase subunit ALG14. NCBI's taxonomy places the organism in Eukaryota, Viridiplantae, Streptophyta, Magnoliopsida, Rosales, Rosaceae. Gene Ontology annotation, cellular component: UDP-N-acetylglucosamine transferase complex. The coding region runs from base 305 to 961 and encodes 218 amino acids. The record is from RefSeq and is a predicted model, not a curated record. Gene Ontology annotation, biological process: dolichol-linked oligosaccharide biosynthetic process. The transcript is spliced from 3 exons.
UGUACAUAGUAUUUGCUUUGCUAUUUACUAUGUCACAAUGGAGUGGAAGUGCUUAAGGGAGACAGAUUUUCAAUUUUUUCUCCAAAUUUGUUUUCCAAAAAAAAAAAACCCGACCCGCCUAGGCCGAUUUUUCGAACACACUUAUAUCUUAUUUCGAUAGACACGAAGCAAAGUUGUACUUUCUACUUUCCCCGGGAAUAAACCGAAAAUUCGUUUUUGUUCCUUCACUUCUUUUCAAUCGCUUCCAUUUUCCCCCGAAGUCCUCACCUUUGACGGAAGCAAAAGGCUUUUCGAUUUCCCAAUUAUGGCCUGCACCGUCGCAAUUGCUCUGAUAAUCGUCACCACAACGUUGAUCGUGGCCCGUCUGCUCUACGUUUUGCACCGAACCGGCAAACCCCUCAAACCCAGAAGCUCGAAAGGCUCGGCUCCACAGCAACCCCUCAGCACCCUCAUCGUUUUAGGCUCAGGGGGUCACACUGCAGAGAUGAUCAACCUCUUGUCCGUGCUGCAAAAGGACAGAUUUGCCCCCAGGUUCUACAUUGCUGCUGCCACUGACAACAUGAGCCUCCAGAAAGCUCGCCUGCUCGAAGAGACUUCAAGCUCACAGUUCAUGCAGAUCUACCGAAGUAGGGAAGUGGGUCAGUCUUAUAUCACCUCUGUUUGGACUACUUUGAUUGCUUUGGCUCAUGGGUUCUGGCUUGUGCUCAGAAUCAGACCCCAAGUGAUUCUAUGCAACGGGCCUGGGACUUGUGUUCCACUUUGUGUAAUUGCAUUCUUGUUUAAGAUUGUGGGGAUUAGAUGGUCAUCUGUGUUUUAUGUUGAGAGCAUAGCAAGAGUGCAAAGGCUCUCCUUAAGUGGCUUGCUGCUUUACAAGUUUCACAUUGCGGAUCAGUUCUUUGUGCAAUGGCCCCAGCUACAGAGGAAGUAUCCUCGAGCUCACUAUGUCGGUUGCCUCAUGUAGUUGGUUCAGUUCUGCUCCUGGCAUGGGUACUCUCACUUUAACAGUUAACCUCCAAGUUUUUGCAAUGUAAUGUGCAUUUCUUAAGUUUCAACAACAUGUUAUACUUCUUGAGUGAGGAAAAGUGUGCUCUGAUCCCACCAAUGAGGAUUGGAUCAGACAAUUCGGAACUAUUCAACUGAUGUAAAGUUCAUUGCUUAAUCUAUAUGAAUACUUUUUGGGGAAUGUCAGAGAUCAAAACUUAUGCACAACAACUAGCUUCAACUUUGAUAUUAAGAAGAAUAAUUUAACUGU